Molecule: messenger RNA, 822 nt
Organism: Cladocopium goreaui
Lineage: Eukaryota; Dinophyceae; Suessiales; Symbiodiniaceae
Source: the annotation of a GenBank genome assembly
AUGUCCACUGUGCGGCUGUGUGCUCCACUUCACAGACUGGCAUGCAGGUUGCCGCGGGUAUCGCCACUGUCGAGAGGCUGGAGUUGGAACUCCACUCCGUCAUCUCCAUCACUGUCGUUCCUGCAGGACUCCCAACAAGUUCGCAGCAUCGCGUCCAUCAUUCAAAGGCCGGAACCUCUUUGGAAUGGCCUGGGUGGACUUGGCGGAGCGUCCACGUCGGUGCUGGGUCCAAUGGCUCAGCAGGUCCGCUUUGCAGGCCGAAAACUGGGCUUGAAGCGGAAACGAAAGAAUUCGAGAACGCGUACUGUGCACCAGAAGGGCCUCGGCAAGCGAAUGGAGAUGUACUGGCCGGUCCACGACAUGUUUCGCAUGCGCAUCCCGCUGUAUGAAAACAGCCGGCGGCAUGUCAUCUAUGACCACCGAAUGAAGAAGUGGAUGGUGAUGUGGUACAGAAAUGGUAUGCAGGUCUUCAGAUGGUUUACAGCGAAGGGAAGCAGCUUUGAAUCAGCUCGAACCCGGGCCAUCCUGUUCUACAAGCAGCUGCAACUUGGUGGUAAGCUUGGCACUCCCAAGCCAGAUCAGUGCCGCAGUGGCGUCCGCGGAGUUUUCUUUGACAAGCAGGAGAAGUCCUGGGUGGCCCGCUGGAGCAACUGCGGUAUGAAGACCUAUGCCAUGUUCAACACCGAGGAGAUGGGUUUCCAGGAAGCAUACAAAAGAGCCAUCGAAGUCCGGAUCCAAAACGUACGGCAGAACCAUCAGUUUCUGUUUCAACGGACACGCUGGCGGGGUCAAAGAAGACCUUUAGGAUCUUCGCAGACCUAA